Sipha flava (yellow sugarcane aphid) is the source of this 1491-nucleotide messenger RNA. Its product is annotated as LIM homeobox transcription factor 1-beta-like. Gene Ontology annotation, molecular function: DNA-binding transcription factor activity, RNA polymerase II-specific; RNA polymerase II transcription regulatory region sequence-specific DNA binding. The record is from RefSeq and is a predicted model, not a curated record. The coding region runs from base 215 to 1429 and encodes 404 amino acids. Gene Ontology annotation, cellular component: nucleus. Gene Ontology annotation, biological process: neuron differentiation; regulation of transcription by RNA polymerase II. The transcript is spliced from 7 exons. Lineage: Eukaryota; Metazoa; Arthropoda; Insecta; Hemiptera; Aphididae.
AAAAUCCCUCUGCACCCCGCGUGUACAUCGGCCGCGUCAAGUCGUGCUCCGCUAUAUACCGCGGUACAUUUUACACAACGCCGUACUCUUCCCGCUAGAGUAAUACCCAUUAUUUGAUAUCGGCUUUCCGUUUGUAUUUACAACAGUGUGCCGACUCCGCUGACGAGCGUAUAGCAUAGUGGACACGUCGCUGAGCAAAAAAAAAGGGAUCGAGAUGAAGACGGCUUUGGGCGUAGUUAAAAUGAAAAUGGAACCAAUUUACGGAGACGACGCAUCAGAAUCGGCGACAGUGUCUGCCGUCUGCGCUAAAUGCGAAUGUAAAAUCGUAGAUAGAUACAUAAUGAGAGUGUCCGGUCGGUCUUACCACGAACGAUGCCUCAAGUGCUCGACGUGUGCGUUGAAGCUUGAUCGGUCGUGUUUUGUUUGGAACGCAAAACUCUAUUGCCGUCAGGAUUAUGACAAGUGUGUGUACCGUAGUUGUGGCAGUUGUGGUGAUCAUAUUGCGGCCGGCGAACUGGUAAUGCGAGCGGGCGAAUGUGUGUUCCACGAGCAGUGUUUCGUGUGCGUGGUGUGUGGUAUACGACUGUGCACCGGCGAUCAGUAUGUAAUCAAGCACUCGCAAUUGUUUUGUCGUCCGGACUACGAAAAGGAAGUGAACAUGAUGCGAGACGAAAUCAAUCGAAACACAGGAGAUUGGAAUUACAGUCACGAUGGGCGACGAGGACCCAAGCGUCCCAGAACGAUACUGACUACCCAACAGCGACGGGCUUUUAAAGCAUCAUUUGAACUAAGCCCAAAACCCUGUCGGAAAGUUAGAGAAGGUCUUGCUCACGAUACAGGCUUAAGUGUCCGUAUUGUCCAGGUUUGGUUUCAAAAUCAAAGGGCAAAAAUGAAAAAAAUCCAAAAAAAAGCGAAAUUAAACGGUAACAACCUAGUAAUAACUUCCAAUAGUAUAAACGGGAACAACAACUGUAGCGGCGCCGAGAGUGGUAAUUCGUGUAGUUCAAGUGGACUGCUACAAUCAGCUAUAAAAGACGAACAGUGCAGUUCCGAUGGCUGUGAAGAUGGUAUAUCCGGAAGGUUUGAAACGACUCAACAAGAAUCCCAUCAACAACCUCAACAACAACUCCAUGAACCUUUUCACUUACGACAACAAUCUUCUACCGUUGGAAAGCAAGACUCUAUGUCGUCAUUCUUACAGCAACAAUCUUUCGGCAUAUUCGGUCAAGACUUGGAUAACCGACGAGAGCCGAACUAUUUAACACCAGAUAUGAUGCCUAAACACAUUUAUGGCGGUUUCGUAUCGCAGGAGACGGUUAUACGAUGUGGCUCAAACCCUAUAGAUCGGUUGUACUCAAUGCAAGCGUCGUAUUUUUGUAACAAUAUAUCGGACGAUGCUAGUUCAUUGCAACUAGACGAACACCAAUAAUUUAUAUAAUUAUUACUAUUAUUUAUUUAUUUAUUUCUAAUGUACAUAUUAAGACUAAGUUA